AAGAUGGGGGGUGGGAGGAGGUAGGUGGGAGGGAGGGAGAUGGGGAUGGAGGGAGGGAGGUGCGGGGGUGGGGUGGUGAUGUGUGAGUAGUAGCGGGUCCUCUCUCGCCUCAAUGUUGCGGCCAGAUCGCUACAAUCCUGGAGGGAGCCGGGUCGAAUGAGAUAUUGGGGUUCCCACAAUAAUACCGGGGACAGACAGACAGACAAACAGACACACAGACGGAUGGACGGAGAUAGGCAAGUGUUCCGAUAAAACGCGACACCAUAACCGGAGUAUUAGUAUCUUAUUUCCGUUGUUAUUUUGAGCAUUUUUAGUUAUUUAUUUAACCGCUCGUAUUUAUUUAUUUAUCUAUCGAUUGAUUACGUUUUAAUUACUGCCUUGUGACAGCCAGCGAGGGAGGAGGAGCGUCAGGGCCAAGCGUGCGUUGUGUUUCAGUGUGUGUGUGUGUUUAGCCAUUUUUCGCCACACUUGUUUGUAUUUAUUUUAUUUGUUGAUGAUAGCCUUUAAUGAGGCUGUUUUGAAUGUGCUCGCGACGCGAUCUGCUGCUUUGCUUUUGCAGCGGCUGAAUGUCUUCUAUAGCCUUCAUGCAAAAAGAGAAAGGAGCUAGAGACCAAAUACAAUAGAUCAAACCAAAUACUACAGAAAUCCAAAUAAGACUUUCUAACUCUGCUGGCCUUUUACACUGUCUUGUUUGUAGCCUAUGUGUCAUUAUUUAUUGUGCCGUUUUUAAAUUUCAAAAUACCAAAGCUAAGCCCGGCCGGUGUGAGCUACAGGAGGCUAGCGACUGUUCCCAUGCCUUUUCACACCUAUAGAAACAUUAGUGAGGAGUGAGAGGAUCAAAUAAGCUCUCAAUGUUUACUCAAGGAGAAGGUUUUAAAGGUAACAGAGACGCAGGUGCAUCCACGACUCACAGCCUUUUAUUCUAAAGCCGCUACAAUAGGCCUGUAAUUGUAACACAACUUUUCCUGUACAAGCGAUCUCCGCUCGAUCCGUCUGUGUGUCAGUCUGGACUGUGAAGCUAAACUGCUGCACUCAAGGGGACCAUCCUACACAUAUGUUCUAUGCACAUUUACACCAAAACUAAUGCCGGCCACCAGUCGACAUCCACACAUGUAAAUAAAAGGGCGCAGCUGGGCUACAUGUGUACACACCUAACGGCAAAUGUUGUGAGCUCUCCAUACCAAAAAUAUCCCCAAAGCUGUGCACCAGAGAAACGGACGAAGACAACAGAGCUCCAGAAGAGGACAGAGCUGGUACUUCUGUCAGAUUAUUUGCAUCAAAACAAGAAGGAAGAUCAUGUUUGUCCCCUUGCCGGUGCCGUUCGUGUUUCAGAGAAGUGCUGCUGACCUGGCCGCCUGGCGCCUCAAGUCUCCUCAGGCUCUCCGCUCCAACUCCGAUAUCAGGAUGUCAAAGCCAGCAGAGGUCGAGAAAGUCGGGGCCAACUCUCCGAUGGAGGGCGCAGCUCAGCAGCAGCUUCUCCUCCAGCAGGCUCAGGCUCAGCUCCUAGCAGCAGCCGUGCAGCAGUCCUCUGCAGCGCAUGCCGCUCACGUUGCCCACGCAGCAGCCAAUCAGCAAGCUCAGGCCGCCGCAGCAGCAGCCAAUCAUCAUCAGGCCCAGCAGCAGCAUCAGGCCCAGUCUCAGGCCCAGUCUCAGUCCCAGGGACAGAGCACACAGGACCAGACAGCCCAAAGCAUCCAGCCCCCCCAGCUCAAUCUCUCUCAGCCAAUCCAGCUCACCGCCCAGGACAUCCAGCAGCUGCUCCAGCUCCAGCAGCUGGUGUUGGUGCCCGGUCACUCUCUGCCCUCUCCGGCACAGUACCUCCUCCAACAGCCACAGCAGGGCCAAGGACUCCUAUCGCCACAAAAUCUCCUUUCGCUACCUCAUCAAAACCAAGGGAGCCUGCUGUGUGCUUCGAGCAGAAUGGGACUCCAAGCACAGCGGGAUAAGAGUAUGGAGGUGAGCGGCGUGACCGCGGCGCCCUCAGUGACGACCCCUCACCCCGAGGAGCCCAGCGACCUGGAGGAACUGGAGGUGUUUGCCCGCACUUUCAAACAGAGACGCAUCAAACUGGGCUUCACACAGGGAGAUGUGGGUAUGGCCAUGGGGAAGCUGUACGGCAAUGACUUCAGUCAGACCACCAUCUCCCGCUUCGAAGCCCUCAACCUGAGCUUUAAGAACAUGUGCAAGCUGAAGCCACUGCUGGAGAAGUGGCUCAAUGAUGCAGAGACCAUGUCUUUAGACUGCACCAUGCCCAGCCCCAGCUCCCUGUCCUCUUCCUCGAUGGGCUUUGACGGGAUGCCUGGCCGCCGCAGGAAGAAGAGAACCAGCAUCGAGACGAAUGUACGCGUGGCUCUGGAGCGCGCAUUCAUGACGCAGAACCAGAAGCCUACCUCAGAAGAGGUCCUGAUGAUCUCAGAGCAGCUGAGCAUGGAGAAGGAGGUGAUCCGGGUCUGGUUCUGCAACCGCCGGCAGAAAGAGAAACGCAUCAACCCCUGCAGUUCCACCCCGCCCCUGCCCAGCCAGCCCCCCUCUGCCCCCCAAAUGCACAAACAGCCCUGCUACAGCCCUCACAUGAUGUCCAGCCAGCUGUCCCAGGCCGUGACCAAUCUCAGCACAACGGUGACCACCAUGUCCCCCGGCUGCCCCCUGACCUCCAGCCUGAUCUCCAGCCACCCCUCUCUAAGCUCCACCCACCCCUCCCUAAGCUCCGCCCCCUCCCCGGUGACCCCCCCUCCCCGCAGCACGGUCAGCCCCGCCAUCCCCAUCCCCAGCCACAGCACACUCAACCUCAACACAGGCUUAUGGCGUAUGGGUAAAAAGAACGGUGACGUGUCUAACUACAUCACUGAUUUUGCUGCAAACUUGAGGAACACUGUGAUGGGAGUUAACACAGGGAUGAACCAAGCCCUCCUCGCCCUAGCAGCCAGUGGUGGCCAGCUGCCUCUUUCCAGUCUUGAAGGGGCCAGUAAGCUGAUGCUGGGGGGGGGGCCACGGGGGCCUGCCCUCCUCCCUCUUCCUGAACCACCCGGCUCUGCUCCACAUGAGCCAGAACCCCGGACUCUUCAGCGCCGUAGCCAAAGCCUCCCAAGCCUUCCCAUUGGCCAGCAGCAUCAGCCCCACCCCCUGCUCCCCCUCCCCCUGCUCAAGCCCUGCCUCUUCCUGUUCCUCCAGCGAAAUGGCACACAGCCCGACCUCUCUGGGCGGGGCCAAGAUUGAGUGACCGCGCCAAAUGGCCAAUCAGAGAGGAGGAGGAGGAAGGAGGAAACGGAAACCUCGCCUUUCACACCAAAGCUAUCUCUUUCUCUCUCUUGUGCUCUUCUUCCGAUAUUUUUCUCGCAAUGGUUCUCUCUCUCGUUCUCUCCCAGUCUUUCGAUGCCAAAAAUACACAGAAUGAAAGAGGAGAGAGGGAGGGAGGGAAGAAGUGAAAGAGGGGAGAAGGGGGGGAAAGGGGAAGAUUGAAACCAAAAAUCUUUAUCUAUCCAAACAGACGGAGAGGAGGCAACGUGGGACCUUUUUGUCAAAAACACGUGAUAUCGACAUCUCUUUCUCUCUAAAGGAAAACAAACCAAUGACUCUUUAACAGAGAAGCAUGUCGAAGCGCAUAAACCAAAAAUGACAAAAGAUAACUUUACUAUGUGACAAAGGAAUGGCGGCAAGGACAACAAAAGAUGGAGGGGAGGACUGUGCUUACGUUUUCCCUUUUUUUAUUAUUUCGAAAAGCUGCGGGUCUGAAGGAAGAGGAGAAGGGAGGAGAAGUUUAAACCAAAAAUGAACCUGAGGAGGAAGAAUACACAAUGACAAAAAAAAAAAAACGACAACCAUACCAAAAUCCCAAAUACCAAAAACCAAAAAUACGGAGAGAAAAGCUUUAUUCAAAGGACGUGUAAAUACUGAAGCUAUCCAGGACCAGGACUACUGCUACACACACACACACACACACACACCAAUCCAUCCCACCAUCGAUCAUCCUGUCUGUCAGCUCACGUGUCUCUCUUCAUGCUAGAUAUAUAUUGAAUCAUUUUGUAAAGAGUGUUACUGAGCGAGUCCAGACGUUGUGUUUGAGUGAUCGCCGUCUUAGUCUCUGUACCUACCUCUGGUUCCAAGAGCAUAGGAUAGCUUUCUUCUUUGACAGAGGCUUAGUGUGUUUGUUUUUUUACACUUUUGAGAGUUGGGAUUGAAUUAUUUAUUAGUGUCAUUUCCCAUCCAACUCCUAUUUAUUGUUGCCGCUUCUUUUGUAGCGUUUGAAUCUUCAUCAGUGUCAUCAUCAUCAUCUUCAUCAUGUGUUUAUUUCUUUUGAGUGUGACUAUUCUGCAGAAACAGCGGUGAAGAGAAGCUCACCAAGUGCCAUAGAUCCAAAAAUAGAGUUGAUUUCAAGGUGUGACUGAAUUGAUUAAGACCUAAACAUUUAGCGCUCUUAAUCACACCACUCUUAAAGAUAACCCCAUUACCAGAGCCUCCGUGACUAAAUGAACAUGCCCUGGAAAACUUCACACUCUGAAAAAAGACGUUUGUUAGCGGUGAAAGUAUGAAAUGGGGCUCUGAUUGGACAUUUAAAAGGUAAUAACCAUUGAGACUGAAGAAUAAAUAAGUCACUAAAGGCAAGUUUAGUCACAGUCCUGCCACACACCUGUCUGUCUA
Messenger RNA from Gymnodraco acuticeps, 4638 nucleotides. RefSeq names its product POU class 2 homeobox 2a (gene pou2f2b). Gene Ontology annotation, biological process: regulation of transcription by RNA polymerase II. Gene Ontology annotation, cellular component: nucleus. Gene Ontology annotation, molecular function: DNA-binding transcription factor activity, RNA polymerase II-specific; RNA polymerase II cis-regulatory region sequence-specific DNA binding. The record is from RefSeq and is a predicted model, not a curated record. NCBI's taxonomy places the organism in Eukaryota, Metazoa, Chordata, Actinopteri, Perciformes, Bathydraconidae.